Neoarius graeffei (lesser salmon catfish) is the source of this 829-nucleotide messenger RNA. RefSeq names its product cornichon family AMPA receptor auxiliary protein 3 (gene cnih3). Gene Ontology annotation, biological process: regulation of AMPA receptor activity; vesicle-mediated transport. Bases 243 to 722 code for a protein of 159 amino acids. The transcript is spliced from 6 exons. The record is from RefSeq and is a predicted model, not a curated record. Gene Ontology annotation, cellular component: synapse; dendrite. Lineage: Eukaryota; Metazoa; Chordata; Actinopteri; Siluriformes; Ariidae.
UCUUCUCUCUUCACUGCAGUGUGCGUGAGAUUACAAUCAUGGAAUUUUAUUUUUGACAUCACAAAGUCUAUUUAAAAUAAAAAUCCGCCCAGUGAUUAGAGGAUCGGAGGAGACGUGUCGCUGGUCUGGAUGAAGAUGUUUAGAUCCUGGCACGCACUCGAAGCGUAAAGCGCUUUCUUUCCCAUCUUUUCUUUCCUUUUCUUUUCUGACGCCGUGUUUGGAAAUUAAAAUCGGAAUCAAUAAUGUUCACGUUCGCUGCCUUUUGUUACAUGCUUUCUCUCGUCCUCUGUGCUUCCCUCAUCUUCUUCGCCAUCUGGCAUAUAACAGCAUUUGAUGAGCUCCAUGCGGAUUUCAAAGUCCCAGUUGAUCAGGGCAAUCCAUUCCAUGCACGUGAAAGACUUCGGAAUAUUGAGCGAAUAUGCUGCCUCCUGCGAAAGCUGGUGCUUCCAGAGUAUUCAAUCCAUGGUCUCUUUUGUAUCAUGUUCAUGUGUGCCCAAGAGUGGCUAACUGUGGGCCUCAACAUCCCUCUGCUUUUCUACAACACAUGGAGGUACUUUCACAGUCCCACAGACACCAAGGAGCUGCUUUAUGACCCAGCAAGCGUCAUGAAUGAUGAUACGCUUAAGUUCUGUCAGAAAGAAGCUUGGUGUAAGAUGUCCUUCUUCGUACUUUCCUUCUUCUAUUAUCUCUACUGUAUGAUCUACAAUUUGGUGACCUCAUAACAGAAGUCUUGGCACAGAGGAAAAUAUUGGGAUAUCAGAGACUGUUUUAUCAAACUUGUAGCAUUAAACUAAUCACUGGAUCUUAAACGAGAACCUUAUAUAGUGCU